CAUUCCUGAUAUUUGGCCAUGGGAAAGCUAUUCAUCGGAUGGACCUCGAUGGGAAGAACCAGAGAAGGCUCGUGGCCGGAGUGGGAAGCUCGAUGCUGCUGGACUUUCAUUUCCGAGAGGAGAGCGUCUACUGGGCGGACAAACACACGGGGGUCAUCUACAAGGCGUCCGUGAGAGGAGCACACAGACAGAAACUGUACUCAUCCGACAAAUAUGUCUCGGGCCUCGCAGUGGACUGGAUUUGGAACCGUGUAUAUUGGACAAGUGGGAAAAAGGGAAAAAUCAAGACAAUGGAUAUAAAUGGGGGAAAUGAAAGGACUCUUUUAAGACACUUGACCCAACCACAUUCUAUCAACGUUCACCCCACGAGCAGGUUUCUUUUUUGGCUGUCUGGCGGGACGACCCCAAGCAUCCAGCGGUCCGAUGUGACAGGACGGAUGAAAACGACACUUAUUAAGAGAGCAGAACAACUGGAAGCCCUGUCAGUUGACCGAGAGGACAACAGACUGUUCUGGGUUCAGUUUGGUCUCCAAGGAGAGAGUGUCCUUGCCUCUUGCGAUUUCAACGGCAACGUCCUGCAAAUCGUGGAUCGGCCACUUUGGUCUCAGUCACCGGGGAUAUCAGUUUUCAUGGAGCACUUGUACUACACUGAUGCAGCAUCUCGGGUUAUAAAACAAGUAAACAAGUACGCUGGUGGAGAGCCACUGAUCGUUAACAUAAAACAAAUGGCAAAACCCCCAGUUAAUAUCAAGGUGGUACACCCCCUCAACCAGCCAAUGGCAGACUCCCAAUCAUCUGUUCCAGGUUGUGACGAACAGAGUGGAAAGUGCGUGAAUGUGUGUUCCAGUCUGGCCCAGCAGGGGGCGUGCCAAUGCGCCGAAGGCUUUGCUCUUAUGAAGCAAGGCAUUUAUUGUAAAGAUGUGAAUGAAUGUGCGAACUGGAACCACGGCUGCUCUCUCGGUUGUGAAAACUUCCCGGGCUCCUAUUUCUGUACCUGCCCCAAAGGGUAUGGCCUCCUCCCGGACAGGAAGACGUGUGGAGAAAUUAUACCAUGCGAAGGCAAUGUGACCAGGAGGUGUGGUCAUGGAUGCCUGACGACAGACGAGGGUGCUGUCUGUGUGUGUCCUGAGGGAUCUUCACUGCAGGAGGAUGGACAAGCCUGUACUGGCUGCUCGUCUGCAGACAGAGGGGGUUGCAGUCAGCUCUGUACUCCCGUCAGACCUGGCGGGUGGAGGUGUGGUUGUCUGCCCGGCUACCAGCUCCACCAAGACGGCAGGCGCUGCAUGGCCUCCGGUGAGUCACGCUACGGCAAAGCCGUCCGUAUUACAGCGGGGGGGUUACAUCUUAACUGCAGCACAUCCCAUCAUGACACAAUGCAUUUCUAUUCCUCAGGACCACCGCCGUAUCUACUCGUGGCCAAUCUAGUGGACGUACGAGAAGUUCAUCCGGAAGGCACCAGGGAUCAAACCCUGGUGGAGGAUCCUAGAGGAACAAUCAUAGCUUUGGACUAUGACCCUGUCCAGAAAAUUGUGUACUUUGCCAGCGUCAGCCGGAAGACAAUUGAGCGGGUGGAUUUGAAUGGCGGCUCGAGGGACGUUCUCGUCUCGGUCGGUUUGGACUCUCCGGAGGGACUGGCGGUCGACUGGGUCCACCGCACGAUGUACUGGACGGAUAAAGGCCAGUCCACUGUGGACUGCAGUGCCUUAACUGGGCGGAACAGAAAAACCAUCAUUAGCAAAGGGCUGGAAAAACCACGGGGAAUCGCGGUUCACCCUUUGGCAAAGAAGUUGUUCUGGACUGACAUCGGGGCCCGUCCUGUGGUGGAACGGUCCUCUUUGGAGGGGGAGGAGCGCGGCGUCAUCGCUAGCGCCGACCUCGUGUCGCCGAGCGGCCUGACCAUCGACUUCACAGAGGACCGCCUGUUCUGGUGCGACCGGAGGAGGGGCCUGGUGGAGACCGCCGCCCUGGAUGGCUCGGACCGACGGGUCCUGUUCGAGAACCAAGUAGGUCGACCUUUUGACCUCGCGGUAUUCGAGGACCGCUUGUGGAUGUCUGACGGGGAGCACCAGCUGCUGAGCAGCGUUCACAAGCGGACCGGGAAAAAACUGCAGCGCGUCCGCGGCAACAUGGUCCAACCGGCGUCCAUCGUGGUGGUUCAUCCCCUCGCCAAGCCAGGGGCCGACGUCUGCCUUCACCUGAAUGGAGAUUGCGCCCAGGUGUGUGAGAGCAAACUGGGCGUCGCCCACUGCUCCUGCCUGUCGGGCCACGCCCUCUCAGCCGAUGGAAGAAGUUGCACGCCCGCCGCCGCCUCCAGUGGAACAGCGGAAUCCGGAGGCGGAGAUUCGACGUUUGUCGAGAUCAAAACACCCGCGACGACGCCCGAUGAAGCGGAGCCCGACUCGGACUCGGGCGACGAAGGCCGUGAGCCGACGCUCGACGCGGACCAGAUGGUUUCGGACCAGAGCGCGUGCUCCGCCCUGGGCUGCGAUGUCAACGCACAGUGCCUGCUGCGCGGCGGCAGCCCCAGCUGUCUGUGUCUGGGUGGUUUUACCGGUGAUGGACAGCUGUGUGCCGAGUUGAAGACCGCGUCGCCGUGGGUGACGACCAGUAGCCCCGCUGAUGUUGCCACCCAGGACCACAACAGUAACUCCGUGGAGAGUUGCCCGUCGUCCCACGAGUCCUACUGCCUGUACCAGGGCGUCUGCUUCUACUUUCCUGAGAUGGAGUCGUACGCGUGCAAUUGUGUCUCGGGCUACAUGGGGGAGCGUUGUCAAUUCAGCGACCUGGAGUGGUGGGAUCUUCAGCAGGCCGAGGAGGAGAAGAGGAGGAACGUGGUGAUCGCGGCCUGCAUGGUGGCCCUCGUCUCCCUGCUCUCGGUCGCUGCCUGUGGCACCUACUGUUACGGAACCAGAACAUUCUUCCACAAACAUCCCUCGGUGGAUAACGUGAGUGAGACCAGCGAGACAGACAUGUCGGAGACCACCACUGCCAGCGUGGCUCGGUUCUACAUGGUGGCAGAACAUGGUGUGGAAGGGAUGGUCAUCCCGGCCUUGGGCUGCCCCAGAAGAGCUGUCUGUCCUUCCUGCUCUUCAGAAACAGGUGACAACCAUGAGUCGGGAACAUUGUCCAAACUCAACCGAGGCUAUGAGUGUUCCAUGGUGUCGGCUGUUGCCGUGGAGACCCGUCCCUCGCUCAAGUCCGACUCCGACGAGCUCAUGUAGUCUUUCAAGUCACCAGACCCAACAUCCCCCCCCCACACGCACACGCACACGCACAUAUGCUGUAACAUCUGGCCCGUGUGCAAAGUGGUAAAUUAAGAGUUUUCAUUUCAAAACAACAAACCUCACUUAAUGACCAUAAAUGUAUUUGUUGUAUUUUUGGGGUAAGACUAAUACAUGGUUUACUACUCUCAUCUGUAGAUUUCAAUUACACACAACUUGAUUAAUAGCACACCGGUUCAUGAGAACUAUUACAAGUAUCUGCAGGCUUUACACAGAAUAAAUACAGAAAAGUCGUUGAUAUUACAAGCGUAUUAUAUUAUUAUUAUUAGAUUAUUAUGUCAUGAGACAAAUACAAACACUGGCUAGUUAGCAUGACAAAGGAAAGUUAAACUAUAGUUUACACACAGAGACUGUUAAAUACCUGAAAAAGACUCGUAUAUUAUAUGAUAAACAAUUUUCCAAAAUGCAGUAUUCGGAAUGAAACUCUUCCCUGCAUUGACAUUUAUUUACCUGAUAUUGUAGCUGACAAUAGCGUAGACUAUGUAAUGUAAAAUACAUACGUGUACUAUGGACAGUAUGUCUCCGCAGUAGACCUUUAAGUAUAUUUGUAAAAGUUAAAAAGCAAAUAUAAGAAAAGAAUCACAUAAAACAAGUGAACAGAAACAAUGAAAUAGUGUCAUAUUUCUUCCCAUUGCUCAUUUUUGAAAAUGAAUUAAAGAUCAAGUAGAUGAAGUUA
Messenger RNA from Pseudoliparis swirei, 3957 nucleotides. RefSeq names its product epidermal growth factor (gene egf). NCBI's taxonomy places the organism in Eukaryota, Metazoa, Chordata, Actinopteri, Perciformes, Liparidae. Bases 39 to 3221 code for a protein of 1060 amino acids. Gene Ontology annotation, molecular function: calcium ion binding. The record is from RefSeq and is a predicted model, not a curated record. The transcript is spliced from 20 exons.